Molecule: messenger RNA, 675 nt
Organism: Bathycoccus prasinos
Lineage: Eukaryota; Viridiplantae; Chlorophyta; Mamiellophyceae; Mamiellales; Bathycoccaceae
Product: Dehydratase
Exons: 1
Coding region: 1-675 (224 amino acids)
Source: RefSeq, a predicted model, not a curated record
AUGAAGAUGUUCGAGAACGUGGCGGGAAAAGGUCAAUUAAAAUGUCAUCACAACCGCGACGCGCUGCGCGGAACACUUUUGUCGCGACAAAAAGUAUUCGAUAUGCUUCCUCGCGCCUCGAGGCGAGGGCAUGCCCUUUUCUGCUUCCAUUUUUGCUCCCCCUCGCGUUUUUGCACGAGGACGUCGAUGCGUUCGUCGUUGUCCUCGUCGAGAGAAGCGCAAAGAGGAAAGACGCGCGACGACGCGACGGCGAAGAAGCGAUUUCAAUCCAAUUCCGCGAACGAAAAGGACGGUGCAAAACGUGCGCUCGUGCUCUCGAAGACGCGAACGUUCGCGCGAGAAGACGUGGAGCAAUUUGCAAAGAUAACCGGCGAUUCAAAUCCAAUUCACGUGAGUCGCACUGCUACUACUGAUGAUAAUAACAUCGUGCACGGGGCGUUGUUGGUCUCGAUGUUCCCGGCGAUAGUGGGAAGCACGUUUCCAGGGGCGAAAUAUUUGCGCCAAACGGCGAUGUUUCGAAACGAGUGCCCGGUCGGCGCGAGAGUGACGGCGACGGUGAGGAAAGUUAAGGAGACGCGAGGUGGUAAGAUUGUUGAGUUUGAGACGAAGGUGAGAUGCGCGGAGGAUGAAGGGAAAGUGUACGUGGACGGCUUCGCGCUGGCGAAAAUAGAAUAG